Molecule: messenger RNA, 925 nt
Organism: Girardinichthys multiradiatus
Lineage: Eukaryota; Metazoa; Chordata; Actinopteri; Cyprinodontiformes; Goodeidae
Gene: c5h22orf23
Product: chromosome 5 C22orf23 homolog
Exons: 7
Coding region: 150-749 (199 amino acids)
Source: RefSeq, a predicted model, not a curated record
CAAUCAGAUUAACGUCCGACGCUCCUGGUGUUUUGUAGUUGCUAUGGCAACAGGUUUUCGCCGACUUCCUGAGCAGAGUGCGAGAUUCGUGUGUUUUUAAAGAAAUUAAAGCAUAAAAUAAGGUCUUGUGUGUGGCCCUGUGUUUACAAAUGGAGACAUCCUUCCAGACUGCAGGAGCCAGGGGACUGUGGAACAACCCUAGACCCCCACGGUGCAGCAAGGAGACCCAGGAAAUGCUGAGAUUGAGGAAAGAAGAAUCAAGGCUUAUAUGCCUCCAGAGAAAACAGAUCAACAGAUCUGCAAAGUUUUUGCCUCAGACUUCUAAUCCUGGACCAUCUUCUCCUUUGAGUAAAUCUGCUCAGCCUGGAAAGUCUCAGAGACGCAGUGCUGAAUCCUGUCGGGCUGGGAACAGCUACAAGAGAGAAACGUUUCACCCUGGUCCCAUACGAGAUUUGGAGAAGGAGAAGAGGAGGCUUCAGAAUAUCUUGGCAACAGGACAUGAAGAACCUACAACUGGAUCGCCUAGAAAAACAGCUGAAUGUUGCAAAUCGGAUGAAUCAGAGGAGACGGAGCGCUAUCAGGAAGUUUUAAAUGAAAUAGAAGAAAGGAGACAGUUUCUAGCAGAUAUGGCAGCUUUGGGCCAGGAGCAGCAUUACGUCAACAUUAUAAAUGCUGAGAUAUCACAGAGGAUUCGUGAGCUGGACAUUCUGGAUCAGGCUGGCAGUCCCAAGCAGAGAAUAAACAACUGAAUAUGACUUCAGGGGAUAAUGAGAACUGACCAGGGGACUUUGCAAACUCCUUCAGGCCUAAUUUUACAGAAAGAAUCAACAUAUAGUUUUGAAUGUUUGGAACCUGUCUCAGUUUAUACAUUAGUGAAUAAAAAAACGAACAAAUAUUAAAUAAACUCAGUUUAUUCUUCUCCCUA